GCCUCUCUGCAGCAGGGUGUGGAUAUCGUGUUCAUAUUUUAUUUUGUAUGUAUUCUGUAUGUUCUUUUAUACUGGAGUCUGUCGGCGCGCUCGUGCAUCGCGCUCGUGCCCGCUGCUGUAUUAUUGUCAUCUCGGUUUGUUUUCAGGCCGGUUUCGGGCGGAUUCGGUUCUGCAGGUUCUGAUCGGACGAUGUCUCUGGUGGAUUUGGGAAAGAAGCUCCUGGAAGCUGCUCGCGCCGGUCAGGAUGACGAGGUCCGGAUACUGAUGGCGAAUGGAGCUCCGUUCACCACGGACUGGCUGGGCACGUCUCCGCUGCACCUGUCGGCUCAGUUCGGACAUUACUCCACCACUGAGGUCCUGCUGCGCGCCGGAGUGAGCCGUGACGCCCGCACCAAAGUGGACCGGACGCCGCUGCACAUGGCCGCGUCAGAGGGUCACGCGCGCAUCGUGGAGCUGCUGCUGAAGCACGGCGCCGACGUGAACGCCAAGGACAUGCUGAAGAUGAGCGCGCUGCACUGGGCCGUGGAGCACAGCCACCGAGACGUGGUGGAGCUGCUGCUGCGCUUCGGCGCCGACGUUCACACGCAGAGUAAAUUCUGCAAAAACGCGCUGGACAUCGCGCUGGACAACAGCAGCCACGAGCUGGCCGAAAUCCUGCAGGUGGCGAUGCAGAACCAGAUCAACACAAACCCCGAGAGUCCCGACACGCUGACCAUCCACACGGCCGCGCCGCAGUUCAUCAUCGGGCCGGGAGGAGUGGUGAACCUCGCCGGACUCGUCUCGCCGGGAAACAGCAGCAAAUCCACAGUCAUGGCCGCAGACGAGCUCAUCACCGCAGACACGGUGGACGGGGCCAUCCAGCAGGUUGUGAGCUCUGGAGGUCAGCAGGUCAUCACCAUAGUAACAGACGGCAUUCAGCUGGGCAACCUGCAGACGGGCACAGGCAUCAGCCAGCCAAUAAUAGUCACCAUGCCUGACGGGCAGCAGGUUCUGACGGUGUCGGACACAGAGGUCGCAGAGGAAACGGUGAUAAGCGACGAGCCGUCCGUCAAACGGCAGCGCGUGAAGGAAGAAGACGACGACGAUCAGAUGAUAGAAACACAAGACAUACAGAUCCAGCAAACACUCUCGCUGGACGACUUUCAGGAGAAAGUGGCUCUUCUGAAGCAGCUGGAGGAGGCGAAUCGUGAGGCGCAGAAAUACAGACAGCAGUUCCUGAAGAAGGAGCAGGAGGCCGAAGCGUACAGACAGAAACUGGAGGCCAUCACACGGCAGAGCGCCAAGAAAGCCGCGUGAAACUCACACUGGACACACUGGACACACUGUCAUGUUGAUGAAGCCACUGUGCUUUCUGUGACUGGAUCAUUGUCGUUCAUUAGGGGUCGAGCGCUGAAGGUGUGCAGGGAGCUGCUGAAUCCGUUAGUGUUCGUAUUAUUAUUCUUCCAUCUUCUUCUUCUUCUUCUGCUCGAGUCUAUGGCAGCUCAUAGAACCUCUUGUGGGAAAAUUAUGAAAUUUGGCACACAGAUAGAGGACAGUCUCAUCAUUAAUCACAGCAAUUUUGGAGUCUCUAACUCGAUCCCUCUAGCGCCACCAACUGUCCCAAAUUGCACUCAUGUUUAUGUUAUUAACUUUUAAACUGUAAGGACUAGAAACUCAGUUCUUGGCUCAAGAUGAUUCUAUGAUGUCAUUUUCGUCAUGAAAAUUCAGAAUUUUCAGAAAAAAUGACUUUUUCGAACUCGUCCUCGACGGUUCAUCCGAUUUACACCAAAAUUGGCUCAUCUUCAGAUAAACCAAACCGUUCUUGAAUAACACGAGAACGAAUCCACUGAGGGGCACAACAAAAUGGAUGCAGUGCUGUAUCUCCACAACGCUGUAGCGUAUCGAGACGAGUCACAAGCAUAAACUGAGGGAACUUGCAGUGUUUUGGCACAGCGCCACCUACUGGUCAGGAGAUAUGAAAAAUUACUCUUUUUGCUUAUAACUUCAGAACAUUUUAUCCCAAAAUCAUAACGUCUCUUUUAAUCCAGUGCAGCAUACAGAGUCGAAUGACACCCAAAAAAUGCUUAUAGCUUUUGAUUAAUUUUGCCUAUUUUAAUGAAACUGGUCUUAAUAGACUCCUUGAGUCAUGCCGAGAACAGUGAUACCAGUUAUGCCAUACUCUGUCAAAACUGCUGUCCACCAUUUUGAAUUUCUUUGAAAACCUACUUUUUCAAACUCCUCCUAGUCUGUUGGUUUGAUUUUCAUCAAAAUGGUCUCAGAUCAUCUAUAGAGUAUUCCAGCAAAAACGUAUUAAAAGCUUUAUUAUUGACUAAACCGUUCUCGAAUAACGCCUCAGUGAAUUUGUUAGCAUGAUGCCGAGCCGAUUCUGGGGCUGUAACUGCAACGCUUUGGCAUAUUGACACCCAACUUUAUGUUUGUGUUAUUGUGUCCUCACACCGACCACACCACAUCAGUUUGGUCACAGCGCCACCUAUUGGUCAAAAGUGAAAAGCAUUUUGAAAGUUAUUGUAUUUGUGAUUUUUCAGCUAUAUUGACUAAAAUAGUCUUUAAUCCCUCGUUGUUGCAGUUGGUCUGAUGUUCCCAGCCAUUCUUGCGUGACUCGUCGUGCCUUUUUGUGCUUGGCCCCUUAAUUCCCGCCCGCAGCUAUAUUUCACUUAAUUUCAGAUCUCGUCAAAAGCUUAAAGUGUCUGUGGUGCUCCUGCAGCCAACGCUGGUUCGAUUCUGACCCAUAUCCCUCCACUGGCCUUCAAAUAAACAGGCAAAAGCCCCUCAAAACCACGAAUGAGGAACAUUUAAUUGCGUAAUAAUGUGAUGAUGUUUCAUCUGCAGGUGACGUCUGAUCCAGUCUUUCAUCAUCAGACUCAGUAAGAAUCAUCAUGAAUCAAACGCUCUUCUCUUGUGUUUAUAGUUUCCUCCCGUCUGUAAUUUGUGAUGCAGUUUUAAGUAUUUCUGUCAUAAAGAUUUUUAUUUUUAAAAGACAGAAUGGAUGGUUUUGUUUCUUUGAGGAGGAUCUCAGCGUCUCUCCAGCACUGAUCUGGACAGUAGAUUAUAACACCUAAAACUGACUUUUGUUAUGUAAAAAUGUUGAAUAAAUGCACAAUAAAAGGGUUUCACAGUUUCGAUCAGCUGAC
Molecule: messenger RNA, 3131 nt
Organism: Ctenopharyngodon idella (grass carp)
Lineage: Eukaryota; Metazoa; Chordata; Actinopteri; Cypriniformes; Xenocyprididae
Gene: gabpb1
Product: GA binding protein transcription factor subunit beta 1
Exons: 8
Coding region: 190-1296 (368 amino acids)
Biological process (GO): positive regulation of transcription by RNA polymerase II
Cellular component (GO): nucleus
Molecular function (GO): transcription cis-regulatory region binding; protein binding
Source: RefSeq, a predicted model, not a curated record